This is a messenger RNA of Rubroshorea leprosula, 564 nucleotides long. The record is from the annotation of a GenBank genome assembly. Lineage: Eukaryota; Viridiplantae; Streptophyta; Magnoliopsida; Malvales; Dipterocarpaceae.
AGGGAAGUGAGAAAGAGAGGCCUCUGAUAGGUGAAAGAUGGGUAGAAAUCUUAGUCCAAUACUUCAGCGAGAGCUGGAAAAUCUUGACAAGGAUGCUAAUAGGUGUAAAUCAGCAAUGAGAGCUCUUAAAUCAUAUGUGAGAGACCUAGAUUCAACAGCAAUACUAAUCUUCCUUGCACAAGUAUCUGAGGACCAAAGAAACUGGAUCCGUAUCUGGGGAAUACACCAUUUCACUGUAUGAGGUUCUUGCCCGUUUGCAUGGUGUGAACAUUGUUCCUCAGAUUGACAUCAUUAUGUCAACCAUUAUCAAGACACUAACUUCAAGUGCAGAUUCUUUUCCUCUUCAACAGGCAUGCUCAAAGGUGGUCCCUGCAAUUGCAAGGUACAGAAUUGAUCCAACCACACCAGAAGAUAAGAGGAGGCACAUAAUUCACUCUCUCUGCAAGCCUCUUUCAGAUUCUCUCCUAGGAUCUCAAGAAAGCCUAACUUCAGGGUCUGCUCUUUGCUUGAAGGCCCUUGUGGAAUGUGAUAAUUGGCAGUUUGCUUCAAAUGAGAUGGUUAACA